Physella acuta is the source of this 3337-nucleotide messenger RNA. Its product is annotated as serine/arginine repetitive matrix protein 5. The record is from RefSeq and is a predicted model, not a curated record. Lineage: Eukaryota; Metazoa; Mollusca; Gastropoda; Physidae.
UGUGUCCACAAGGGUGCCCUAGUUGACAGAUCUGGGACAGGUGACAACAUGGCGUCUUCAAACUAAUCCAAGCAAUGCGGAAAUGAUUCGUCUGAAAUACGAUUGCAUGGAUUCAGGUCAUUGGAUUUGUAUAAGCUUUAUUAACAGAGACAAAAAGAAAUAAUUUCAAGACAGUUUGAUGCUUUUUAGGGAAAUGGCUGGUACAAGGAGCAUCAAAAAGCUAUGAGAUGAAAAUGCUUCUUUUUCAAUUGAUUUUGUUUUCAUUGUCAUUUACUGCAACAGAAGCUGCAAUUACUGCUUCAAAACAAUAUGUAAUGGAUCAGAGAUCAGACUGUAUCAACACUGGCUUCAUAGACAUGCCAAGAGACCAAACUACUUAUGUUCGAGGAAGAUCUUCACAGUCUUCUCAGUCCCAGCUAACAUGUUAUCUCCAGUUCAGUCCCCAAACUGAAGGGGAUACACUCAAAUUGUGGAUAGUAUCUGGAUCAUACAUUCAAGAUUGUGAUGUCAUUCUUGAGAUUCAGAUGUCAAACAAUGAUAAAAAGACACUUGGCUGUCAGUCAAAUCUUGACAGCAUUCCUGAGAUAAAAGACAUUAACGGUAAAGCGACAAUUCGUUUGACUAGAAAAACAUAUGAUGAUGUCAGUUACAGUUUUCAAAUUGGAGUCACUGCAUUAAGAUCUGAAGCUGCUGUGGCUCCUGGUGAUGCAAGCUCUGGAAAUAUCGGAAUGAUUGUUGGCAUUGUAGCUGGCAUUAUUGUUGUAAUUGUUGUCACUAUUAUUAUCUGUGUUUGCUGUUAUAAGAAGUACCGAAAUAAGGAAGCUGAAACAGUGCCUGAUUACAAGAAAGAGGUGCCAAGCAAAACUAUCUAUGAAAAUAACUCACUGAGAAGUGGAACUUUGGCAUCAUCCCCAGGCUCUGAGAAAAAGUUGCUGGGCAAGGAUCAGCAAGAUAAUCUUGAAAGUGGUGCCAAGCCUAGAAGUGCUCUGGAUAGAUUUGGUCCUCCCCCUGGACAAAAUCAGAGAUCAAACCAAAAUUAUGAAAAUAGAAAUUUUGGAAGAAACAGGGCAGAUUUUCAAGAAAAUAAAGUGGAUGAAACAAAGAAAAUUGAACCAGUAAUGAGAAGAGAUAUUAAGAGAGAACCCGUUAGCACAAGACAAGGUCCUCCUCCACCUCCCCCUAUUGCUAAUCUCCCAGGGAGUCGGAGUCCAAGUACUUCCUCAACUGAAAAUCAGCUGCCCCCUCCUAAAACAGGAGUGUUAGCAGCUCUUCACAACAAUCCAAAAUUCCGUAAAUCCUUUCAUGAAAAUGAGCGAGACGCUGAUGAAAGAGUCAAACGAGUAUCUCAAAGCAUCUCAACAACUUCCUCCUCAUCCAUUAACUCAGCCGGGGCCCCACUAUCAAAGCCCAAACUACCACCGUUGCCCACAUCUGCCACCAGGUCACCUAGCCCAGAGAAACGAGGUCACGUUGCUGCCAUUCAUCGAGCUCGGCCAUCUUCAUCCUCUUCAGAUACAACACAAAUAGAUGAUAAACCUGCUCCAAAACCCGCUCAUCAGGACAAGCAACAUGCACUGAGACCUAACAGGGAAAAGAAGGUAGAACCAAAGCCAGAAGUGAAGAAGAGGAAGGACAGAAGUCGUGACACUGAUGAGAGUGAGGACUCAGACAGAGAAAGGAAAAACAAAUCAAGAUCUAACAGCAGGCAUAGAGAUCAAGAGGAAAAUGAAAGAGGGAGGAAAAAAGAUGAAAGAAAAUAUAGGGAGGAGGAUGAGGAAAGAGGUAGAACACAUGACAAAGAAUAUGAGGGGAGGUUCAAGAAAUCAGCCAGUGGACGAAAACCAAAGUCUAAAGGUCAAAAAAUGGUCAGGUCUAAAAGUACAGGAAAUGCCAUAGAAGCCUUAGAAGCAAAUAAUCAGCCAGCUCGCUCCAAAUCCUCUGGUAGUGUGCGCUCUCUUAACUUUACAGAAGAUGAUGAGGAAGAUGAUGAUUUAGACAGCAAUUAUAUGCCUUUUAAGAGAUCCGGAUCUAAGACAUCACUUUAUGCCUCCAGAUCAUCUUUAUAUGGUAGGAAACGUAAAAACUCAAUGGGUGAAACUGUGUCCCUGUCAUCUUAUGCAUAUGAUGAUAUGGACUCAAGAAUGGGAGAUUUUGAUAGAGAGAAAUCUUCAGGUGACAUGGCCACUGCUGUUGUUGUCAGAGAGUGUGCCACCUGGACAGGUAAUGAUAAAGGUGUUUAUGUCUUUGGUAGAAAGUCUUUGGCCAAAACUAGGCAUGGAAAGCGCUAUAAUCGUGGGGUGCAGACAAGUUUCCCAAGAGAAAGAAAAGAUUCUGUCGGCUCAACUAAAUCAGGGGUGUCGGUAAAAUCAAAUCAUUUGAAAUCCAGAAGCAAAAGUCAGGAGAGUCUGAGAAAACAUAAGCGCUCACGCUCAAGGGAUGAUGUGAGUGUGGCUAGCAGCAGAUCCAAAUCUGUAGACAGAGACUCCAGUGAAGAGGAUAAGAAGCGACACCAUCGUAGCAGAUCCAGGAUGAAUGAUUCUGAUGAUGAUGAUGACAGAAAGAGUAGAAAGAAAAGAUCUCAUUCUAAAUCAAGAGAAAUGGAUACAGAAAGUGAAUACAGUACAGCUAAGCCUAAACAUAGAGGUCACAGGUCAACUGGCUCAGCCAGUGUUGGCUUAUCCAGCUCUAAUGAAGAUGUUGAAUCAGUUGCAGCUUCAAGUGUUGCUCCAAGUGUCAACCCAUCGUCUGCCUACCUUCCUCAUCAGCAGCCAAUGUUUGCUCCACCCCUCAUGCCUGUUGGCUAUCCAAUGCCCUACCAGCAGUUUGGUGUUCCUUAUAUAGCAGGAGCUCCAGGUGGGCCACCAGUGAUGGUACCUAUGCCAGGUGUAGCUAAACCACCCAUUGCUCCAAAACCAGCUCCAAUUCCACAACCACAAGCCUCAAAGUGGGACCAGUUGGUCAACCUAACUGAGGGGAUGAAGAAGAGACGCCACCAGAUGGGAGAAUCUAUCGCUGACACAGCUGAUACAGAGUCAGUAUUGAGCUCCACCUGGGGCCAGCCCUACCCAGCCCAACAACCUUACUACUCUCCCCCCUCCUACACUACAGCUCAGAGUUCAGCCUACAGUGGACCAGCUAGUUAUGCCCCUCUUGUUGACAGAUAUGGCAACAACUAUGGACCCUCUGAGAGUAAUAUAUAAAACCAAUCUCAACCUACCUUACAUCCAAUGUUCUAAAAUGUUUUCAAAAAUUGUUAAAAAUCAAUGUUCUUGAAAAGUUGUAUAUUUUUUAGCAGUUGUUAAUUAUAUAUUUGAUCACCAAAGUGUUUAACUUAUUU